Molecule: messenger RNA, 2247 nt
Organism: Carcharodon carcharias (great white shark)
Lineage: Eukaryota; Metazoa; Chordata; Chondrichthyes; Lamniformes; Lamnidae
Product: SLA class II histocompatibility antigen, DQ haplotype D beta chain-like
Exons: 8
Coding region: 389-1324 (311 amino acids)
Source: RefSeq, a predicted model, not a curated record
AACUUGGCAACUAUUCUUAGAAUUGCACAGCAUCGUAUCAUGCUGCUGGAGAGAAUUACAUAUGUGUCAUAACAUAAGAGGUGUGAUUAAUAUCAAAUGAGCCUAACCAGGAACUCUUUGCGACCGAGCAAGGCUGAAAACACAAAUCAAAUCCACUGUCACUGAAACUAAGGUGGUGACAUUCCUCAAGUAAUUAACUGUGCUGAGAUUCAUCCGAUACUAGCAGGCCUGUACUUUCAGUGCCAGAAGCAGUGAUCCUGAACUCAAAGGCUGUUUUCUUAAGGACUCUUGAGAAACCUUUGGAUCUGGUGGAGGAUUUGCCCGACUCGCGUGACACCUCUGUGAUUUAUGCACUUUGGCGUUCCCCAGUUGGAGUGGGUGCUCGAACAUGCCUCCUCUCCGUAAUGUUAUUCCCCACAUGGCAAUCAGUGCAGCAGCUCUCUACUUCUGGUGCUGUGUGAGUCUCAUUUCAGCGCUGGGUGUGGUACAGGAAGUACUAGACUGCGACCGAGCCGCUGUGUCUCAGAAGGACGUAACUGGUUGCUUCUGCAUUGUGGCUUACAACAAGAACAUACUGACCCGCUUCGACACGAAGGCGGGCCGGCUGACAGUGGAGAGCUUGACGGUGAAAAACGAGGUGGACAGCCUGAACAAGGAUCCGAGAGCCCUGAAGAUUAUCCAGGAUGGGAUCCAGGACUCUGUCAAUUUUCUCAGCCUGCUUCUGGAGGCCGGAGCUGACACUCUCGAUCGGGAAGUGUCCCCUUCAGUGACCAUCUCCUUCCACGACCUGGAAGACUUUGACCAUUCCAGCCAACUUCAGUGUACAGUCGCCGGCUUCUAUCCAAGUGCCCUCAAUGUGACCUGGCUGAAAAAUGAUGGGAACAUUGAUGAGCAAGUGGUACAGACUCAGAUCCUUCCCAACAGUGAGAAGGCCUUCCAGACGGCUGCAUUCACCAACAUUGACCCCAAGACAGAGGACACGUACACGUGCUUUGUGGAGCAUGUCACUUUUCCAGACGGACUCCGCACCAACUGGGUCCCCCAACCUAAGAGCUCACUGUCUGCUGCGGCCAUUGUUGGAAUAUUGUUCGGAAUUGGUGGCAUCCUGACUGCCAUAACUGGAGCUGUUUUUCGAAUGAAACGUCAAGGCUACCAACCCCGAAUCCCUGGACUAAAAGCUCUUGGUCACUCUUGCUUCCCCACAGUGCUUUUCUGGAAAAAUCAACAGCAGCAGAAGUCGAACCGCAGUCAGGCCAGUAUGCAUUCGAACACCUCAGCCUCCAGUGCAACUUCAGGAGAUGGCUUGACAAAGGACACGGUAUAAGGACCUCGAUUGAAGACAGAAGCUGGUACUCCUUGUGCAGAAUGUGAGCCAGGAGACUAUCGCAGGAUUGCAGCAUUGUAACAGCGCAGAAGGAGGCCUUUCAGCCCAUCCUAUCUGCACCGGCUCUCCAAAUGAGCAAUUCACCCAGUGCCACUCCCCCGUCCUCUCCCUGUAACCCUACACAUUCUUCCUUUCCAAAUAAUGACCUAACUGCCUUUUGAAAGCUCUGAUUCACCCUGCCUCCCCCACACUCUCAGGCAGCGCAUUCCCUAACCACUUGAUGCAUGAAAAAGUUCCUUCUCGUAUCUACCUUGCUUCUUUUACCAAUCACCUUAAAUCCGUGUCCCUCUGGUUUUCGAUUCCUUCCGCCAAUGGGAACAGUUUCUCCCUAUCUGCUCUGUCCCAGACUCCUCGUGAUUUUGAACACCUCAAUCAAAUCUCCUCUCAACCUCCUUUUCUCCAAGGAGAACAGUCCCAGCUUCUCCAAUAUUUGGUUUGAAAAGAGCAUUCAGCGUCGAAGAUUGAAGGAGGAAUGAGCACCCAUGAUUGGAAAUCCAGAUGAGCGAGCUUAGCUUUUAUUUUCCUGGACUGUCGGACUAGUUGGUGGGGAGCUUUCAUCCUCCAGCCCGCCCCAGACUGUCCAAAAUUUUACAGUGGGAUGGGCGAAGCCUAGAAGCCAAGGCCAGCAAGGCGGCCCUUGCCCCAGUUGGGGCCGUUAAGGGGGCAAUUAAUGAUGAAUUGACUGCUGCACUUUGCUAACUCCAUCACAUCAACAAAUGAUGCCAAACGUGGCAUCGGAGAUGGUUGGGAGAGCUGUACAUUAAAGCCAAUAAUUUCAAUCAGGUUUAUAUCUAAAUUAGCAAAAGCCUAAUUCUUCUGUGUGUGAGGAUCCAUAUUUUCUAUUAAAGUUUAUUUGGUUCCUA